GACCUCAGAGGAGGCACAUAUCAGCUCCUUUUGUUUUGACGCGCUGUUGGUGGUGCAAGGGAUACCAAGCAUGAGAUCCCUAAGUCUGUUGCUACUCAGCGCCAGCUGCGCGCUGAUCCUAAGUUUAGCCUACGCCCAUCCCCCAGAGGGCGUGUGGAAGAAGAAGCUCACCUGGAAGGAGGAUUGGGUCCAGGUGUGGAAGACCGUCAAGAAGGAGGCGUGGGAAACCAAAUGGAAGAAGGUUUCCGUUCCAAUUUGGAAGGAAGUCAAGGUCCCUGUCUGGAAGGAAGAACAGGUUCCCGACUGGAAGAUCGUUAAGAAGCCGAAAAUCGAGGAGAGAGAGGUUCCCGCCUGGAAGGAGGUCAAGGUGGCCGACUGGAAGAAGGUAACGAAACCGAUUUGGGUGCCCACCAAGGUGGCCGUCUGGAAGGAGAUCCAGGUGCCCAUCUGGAAGGAGGUGCAGGUCCCCUUCUGGAAAGAAAUCCAAGUGCCCAUUUGGAAGGAAGUACAGGUGGCAGACUGGAAGCAAAUGUUUGAACCCCAAUGGGUGAAAAUGGGCAUUCCCGGUGAAAAGUUCUUGGGCAAGGAUCACGAGGGCUGGGAGUACACCAGCCACGAUCUCUGGCGCAAGAAGCUUAUCUGGAAGCCAGUGUGGAAGAAGGUCUGGCGCACCGAGAAGAAGCAGGAGUGGAAGACCGAAAAGAAGCAGGAGUGGCGCACCGAAAAGAAGCAGGAGUGGAAGACUGAGAAGGUCCAGGAGUGGAAGCAGGACAAGAAGCUGGAGUGGAAGGACGAAUGGGUUCAGGUGUGGAAGAACGUGAAGAAGCAGAUCUGGAUCAAGGAGAAGCGCGAGACCUGGGUGGAGGAGAAGGUGCAGAUCUGGCGCACCGAGAAGCGCCAGGUGUGGGCCACCGAGAAGCGGCAGGCGUGGAAGGACGAGUGGCAGUCGGUCAACGUGCCCGUGUGGAAGGAGGUCAAGGUGCAGGAGUGGAAGAAGGUGUGGAAGCCCGUCUGGGAGAAGGUGUGGGUGCCGGUGAGCCACGGCCACGGAUGGGACUAGGUCCGCGGCAGGGGUCUCCGCUUGGCCCCUGGCCAGGCGACAGCACUGAUAUCUGAUAACUGAUCCCGCUGAUCCCUGAUCCCGCUGAUCCCCCCGUGAUUCUGUGAUGCAGGAUGGACUACAGAUCACAAUCGCCCCUGUGUACAACCCAACACGCUGAAAUUGUUACAUAGACUUAAUGUUGUAAGGCAUCCAUUCCACUUUCCUCCUGCAUUUUGUACAAAUCACCUCAUACCUUUCGUUACCUGUUGGAAUUACCCAUCUCCCGCCCCCGGCAUCGCCGUCCGUCCCAAGUGUACAAAUUAGUCAUGCGCGCGUUUUUGUCUUUAAGUUAUACAAAAUUCAAUAAAACAACAAAAAUUAUAAA
Drosophila subpulchrella is the source of this 1427-nucleotide messenger RNA. RefSeq names its product golgin subfamily A member 6-like protein 22. Bases 71 to 1060 code for a protein of 329 amino acids. The record is from RefSeq and is a predicted model, not a curated record. The transcript is spliced from 4 exons. NCBI's taxonomy places the organism in Eukaryota, Metazoa, Arthropoda, Insecta, Diptera, Drosophilidae.